UAGUGUCCAAGGAAAGGGGAAAAAAAACCAAAAGGAAAGGAGAAAAAAAAGAAGAAACAUGGCCAUGAAGAGAAACGCAGCUGUGAAGAGAGCAGUGCAAGUGCUCCAAAGAAGCAUAUCAUGCUCUAAAAACAGGAGCCCAUUUCUCUCCAAUGGCAUAGUCCCGAAGGAUGUGAAAGAGGGCCACUUUGUAGUCAUAGCAGUGUGUGAUGAGAAGCCCCCCAAGAGAUUUGUGGUCUCCUUGAGCUGCCUCUCCCACCCUUUGUUCCUGAACCUCCUCGAGCUCGCCGCCGACGAGUUCGGGUUCCGGCACGACGGCGCCCUCGCGGUCCCGUGCCGACCCUGCGAGUUCGAGAGGAUCAUCAACCAGAUGUAACGGAUCAUGAAAAUGAGGAGAGGAUCAGGAAUGAGGAUUAAUGAUGAGUUUAUGUUGUAUAGAUAUAUAUAUA
Ananas comosus (pineapple) is the source of this 449-nucleotide messenger RNA. Its product is annotated as auxin-responsive protein SAUR50-like. Gene Ontology annotation, biological process: response to auxin. The transcript has a single exon. The coding region runs from base 59 to 376 and encodes 105 amino acids. Lineage: Eukaryota; Viridiplantae; Streptophyta; Magnoliopsida; Poales; Bromeliaceae. The record is from RefSeq and is a predicted model, not a curated record.